UGAGUUUGAGUUUCGCUUUGUUGUGAGUGUUUUUUUACGAAAUUAAGUGUAAAUCCAGCAUGUCUGAAAACUCAGAAGCUGGGGCCUCUGAAAGCCACGAGGCGCCAGAAAAUAUGGACGACUCUGAUGUGGUUACGAUGACUUUGAACGAUGUUCUGGAAUUUGAGGAUGAAAUGAUUGAGAAUACAGCCGCAGUUUUGGGGGCUGCGAACGAUAAGAACUGUUCCUACAACGAGGGGUACUUGAAGCGCCAGGCACUGUACUCUUGCCUGACAUGUAUUCCCGAAGCCAAAACAGACCCGUCAAUGGCUGGCGGCGUGUGCUUGGCCUGCUGUUUUCAUUGCCAUGAUGGUCACGAUCUGAUUGAGCUUUACACGAAGAGAAACUUCAGGUGUGACUGUGGGAAUGCGAAGUUUGCAAAUAGCGGCAGUAAAUGUACGCUUUGCGACAGCAAAGAUGAAGCCAACGAGCUGAACAGCUACAAUCAGAACUUCUCGGGCACUUACUGUGUCUGCCAUCGUCCUUAUCCAGAUCCCGAAGAUCCUAUUCCGGAUGAAAUGAUCCAGUGCAUUAUCUGCGAGGAUUGGUACCACUCCAGGCAUUUGGGCGUGGAAGUACCCGAGGAUAACUUUGCUGAAAUGACUUGUGCAAUGUGCAUUAGCAAGCAUGAGUUUUUAUUGCAUUACGAUGGCUUGACUACAACGAAACUCAGCAACACUGAUGAACAAUCUGAGGUUGAUGUCACAGCAGAAGAAAAUCUGAAUCGAGCUCCGCUAACUGGUACUUUAUGCACUAAACCAAGGGGCAAAUCGGAAAAAAUGGUCACCAAGUUCUGGCUAGAGACGACUUGGAGAAAGCAAUUGUGCACCUGCGACAGCUGUUUGAAAAUGUACGAGCAAGAAGAUGUAGCUUUUCUCUUGGACAAUGAAGAUCCGGUGCAUCUCUAUGAAGAAAAGAGCAAAGCCAAAGCGCACGCUGUUGUGGAAGAUCAGAACAAACAGCUGUUGAACUCGAUGGAUCGGGUGCAGAUGAUUGAGGCCAUCAUUGGAUACAACGAUCUGAAGGAAAAUUUAGGCAACUAUCUGAAAAAGUUCGCUGAAAACAAGAAAGUCGUGCGAGUGGAGGAUAUUGAGGAGUUUUUCGAGGGCAUGAAAGCGCGCAAGAAGAAGAAGGUGGAGAUGACAUACAGUUGCCGUUAGUGGCCGCUUAUCAACUCAUUAUUACGUCGCUUUUAUUCAAAAACGCAAAUAUGAAAUUAUGUAGAGUUUGAAACAAUUAUUAUACUUAGUCCACUGUA
Molecule: messenger RNA, 1297 nt
Organism: Dendroctonus ponderosae (mountain pine beetle)
Lineage: Eukaryota; Metazoa; Arthropoda; Insecta; Coleoptera; Curculionidae
Product: putative E3 ubiquitin-protein ligase UBR7
Cellular component (GO): cytoplasm
Molecular function (GO): zinc ion binding; ubiquitin protein ligase activity
Source: RefSeq, a predicted model, not a curated record